Messenger RNA from Bactrocera latifrons, 3835 nucleotides. RefSeq names its product cell division cycle 7-related protein kinase (gene Cdc7). NCBI's taxonomy places the organism in Eukaryota, Metazoa, Arthropoda, Insecta, Diptera, Tephritidae. The coding region runs from base 972 to 3293 and encodes 773 amino acids. Gene Ontology annotation, biological process: protein phosphorylation; mitotic DNA damage checkpoint signaling. Gene Ontology annotation, molecular function: protein serine/threonine kinase activity; ATP binding. The transcript is spliced from 3 exons. Gene Ontology annotation, cellular component: nucleus. The record is from RefSeq and is a predicted model, not a curated record.
AGCCCGCAGCUGCGGCGAAUUGGCCGCAAUUUUCAGUGAAACGUCUUUUUUGUCGGUCUUUUAUUGGCAUUUGCUUUGGUGUUGUUGUUUCUCCUUUUUACUAUUUACCAGCUGCUCCUCAUUUCUUUACGCAGAGAACGUCAAAUAAACGAAACAUUAACGAUUAACAAAGCUCAAUCAGGAACUCCCGACCGUGUUGCCUUGCCCGGAAAAUGCAAUACCGGGGCCAUUCACUGUCAGUCUUGCCGUCAUUCUCGUAGCAAACUCGAUUUUCGGAUUUUGACAGCAAAGCUACAAGACGGAUAUGUUUUUUUUUUUUUAAUAAUUUUUCAUAUUUUCACAUAAGUAAAAUUUCUAUUUAUUAUUUAUAAACGUCUUUUUAACCGUACGGGAAAUAAAAUAAUAAAAAAAUUCCAUUACUAUUUGAUCGACAACAUUGGACAGUCAAAUAAAUUUUCUUGUGCAAAAUUGUUUGUAUGCCGUUGAACGAGAGCGAAAUUUUUAUAUGAAUUCGGUUCUUAGUAAAUGCAAAUUUUUAAUAUAUUUUAACUAUUGGCGGAAAUCGCCAAUAUCUUGCGCUUUGUGUACAAGUGGAGCGUUUUUCGGCGUGACCCUGGGAGGUGGCUGAUAAGCAUUCCUUAUCGAGAAUUAGUGUUGUAAAAAACUUUGCCGUGGAGUACCAGAAAUUAACUUGGAAUAAAGGGGCUUCCAGGAAGCUGAAGUGCCCAAAAGGUGUUGUGAAAGUUUUACUUCGUAAAAGUGGCAAAUACAGUGUUACCGUAAAAAAUUCACAUAAAGAGCCAGAAAUAACACCAAAUAAAAUACCAACAACACCGCCACAAGCCCCAACAGAAAAAUCAGAAGUUACAGAAGGCAUACCGAAAAUAUUGCCUAAAAUUGUUCCAGUCCGGCAAAAUACAUCUACAAUUCGGCUACAAAGAAAGCCGGAAGCUCGGCAAAUCGGGAAAAAAAUGGAAAAGAAGUCACAUAAAACAAUACGCAAUGGCAAUGUGAUAGUAAAUAGCGACGGAGGUGUCGCCGGCAGUGCAGUCACAUCUGCAAUAACGCUUAACACACCCACGCUAGUAGGUGGACAGAAACAGCACACUACAGGCGGUGGCGCUGCAUCCACUACCAUUGGAAAUGCCAGUGGUCUCAGUAGUGGCAGCAAGCAUCGCAGCAGCAACUCAAGCCAUCACUAUCACACCCACCGCGGACACGCUACUAGUCAUCACCAUCCUCACACACACAGUCAGAAACAGCAAACGCAAAUGCAUCACGCGCCGAGUCCAGCUCUAAUGCUUGCUGUCGGCAAAACGGUCAACGAAUCCAGCAAAAGCACGAAAGUUACGAGCACACAAGUCACCAAUGUAAUGGAACACGCCACUGCGAUGGUAACAACAGCCAGUCCCAAGUUAACAACGACGACGGCGAUGCGCAACAAAAACGAAGAGGCUAUCAACGACUUACGUCAACGCAUUCCUGAAAUCGAAAAUAUAUUCGAUGUACACAGUCGUAUUGGUAAUGGCACCUUUAGCACGGUGCUUUUAGGCACUUUAAAGAAGGAGCGUGAUUUACCCGAGCACAUGCGACGUAAAUUUGCAAUCAAACAUCACAUACCCACCAGUCAUCCAGAUAGGAUAAUGAAGGAGUUGCAGUGUAUGGCGAAAAUCGGUGGAACAGACAAUGUAGUCGGCAUCAACUGCUGCAUCCGCUACAACGAAUCGGUGGCCUUCAUCAUGCCAUAUAUGCAGCACGAUCGGUUUCACGACUUCUUCAACAAAAUGGAUCUAGCCGAACUGCAACACUAUAUGCGCAACCUGCUGAUCGCAUUGCGGCACGUGCACAAAUUCAAUGUUAUACAUCGCGACGUGAAGCCGAGCAACUUUCUUUAUAAUCGCCGUAAACGCCAAUUCCUGCUUGUGGACUUCGGCUUGGCGCAACAAGUGCCUACAGCGCACAUCCCGAGCGCACUGGAAACCGGUUGCGAACAGUCGAAUGCGGCAAACGCAUUAACAAUCGGCACGGAGGGUAAGCGACCACGCGAUGGGGACGAAACGACAUCCAGCAAGACGAUUGACGGUUCCAACGGCAGUGCGGCGCCUGGUGAUGCCUAUGGUGGUUCAAAACGUCCACGCUGCACCGGUCCACUAAGCGAACAAGAGUUGUCGGCUAAUACGACGCCAAAUGCGCGUGUCGCCAACAGCUGCAUUGUGGGUGGUUCGCCAUUUAAAAUGCCAUUAAAACAAUUGAAUGAGAUCACCGCCGCUGCUGGCAAUAAGUGUGGCGCCACAGGGUUGGCAGCUAGUACUGCUUUAGUCAACAACAAUACUAACCAAAAUAACAGCGGUGGCGGUAAUGGUAUUUGCGAGACACCGCUGGGUCGCCAGGUGAAGUCGGCCAUACUGGGUAGUUCGGCCAGCAAUCGCUUCCAGCAAAAGAUACGACAAAGCGCGGGUUGUGUGCGUAAUCCCAACAGCAUUGCUCCGGAAGGCGCCACUGGUUCUAAUGCAGCGCCACAGUGUACGGAUAUAUCCAGCAAGUACAAUACUAAUCGAAACCUCAGCACCGCCAACCGCCCAAAGUGCGUCUGCUAUGGCAAUCCACAAGUGUGCAACAUGUGUCUCGUCAAAAAGGAAAUGCAUGCGUCGCGUGCCGGCACGCCUGGCUAUCGGCCGCCCGAGGUGCUGCUCAAGUAUGCCGACCAAACCACAGCAGUGGACAUUUGGGCGGCAGGCGUAAUCUUUCUAUCUAUACUGUCGUCGGUAUAUCCAUUCUUCAAAGCCCCCAACGACUUUGUGGCGCUGGCGGAGAUGGUGACGAUAUUCGGUGACAAAACCAUACGUAAGACUGCCUUCAUACUCGACCGCCUCCUCACACUCAGCCAAAAGACUAAGCCCCUUGAUCUACGCAAGCUGUGCGUACGCUUUCGCAAUCGCGUUAAAUUCAGCUCGCCGGAUUUGCUGAAGAAAUAUCAACGCUCAGAUGGCACCUGUGAGGUAUGUCGCAACUGUGAUCAAUUCUACUUCAAUUGCCUAUGCACGGAAACCAAUUACAAUACCGAGCCGCUAGACGAUGAUGAUCCAUUCCCCGCCAGUGCCUACGAUCUACUGUACAAACUGCUUGAAGUCAACCCACUGGAACGCAUUACUGCCGAGGAGGCCCUCAAACAUCCCUUUUUCAGUGAGAUGUCCACAAGCGGCAGUGCCGCAAACAAUAAGAAUGACAACGGCAGCGCAAUCGCUUUAGAGACCACUCAGAAGAAGGGUCCGCGGGAUAAGGUAGAGCCUUGAAAUUUACGUAAACGUCGGUGCAAACGUAAAGGCAAAAAAAAAAAAGGAGAGAAACCAAAAGAAACGAGAUGUAUUGAAGAGCAAGUGUAAAAUGUAUAAUCGGUGAAAUUCGUUGUUAAUUGUUGGGAAUUUUUCCAAUUUUUGAGCUUGUGCACUUCCGGUAUCGGUUGAAUCUAAAAGCAGGUAGCUCAAAACGCCUUGUUAAAUCAUACGACGAUAAAAUCGAAUUGUGGAUUUAUUUAAAUUAGUAAUUUGUGGCAAACGCUUUGGACCAUUCUCUAAAUCGACAAAUGUCUGUAUAAAAUUUACAAAUGCGUUAGAAAAAAUUGUGUAUCAUAGUGUAGUAGCGUUUUUAUAUACAUAUAUAAAUAGUAUAGAAAUAUAUUUUUCAUGCCAAUGUGCAAUGAUUAUUGUAAAGAGCAAAUCAACCAGUUAUACCUCUCUAGUCCACAGCUAACGGAGCUUUGGGCGUUGGAUUUUCGAAAACAACCCAGUUAUCCAGUUAUAAAUGUAAAUUGUACGCUUUUUUACGUAAAAAAUUC